Haemonchus placei is the source of this 381-nucleotide messenger RNA. The record is from the annotation of a GenBank genome assembly. Lineage: Eukaryota; Metazoa; Nematoda; Chromadorea; Rhabditida; Trichostrongylidae.
AUGGAUCCUAUGCUUCCAUCUCCGAAUCGUGGUCGCAGUUUUGGGCAAAAACCAUAUAGAGGAGGUGGAGCGAAUUGGAGAGGAUCAAACACAAGCGAACGUCAGCAAUAUCCGAGUCCAUACCAGGACGUUCGCAGUAACCCCAAUGGUUGGUCCGAUCCGCGGUACUCGUUCGGUCGUGGCAAUCAACACCAGUCCAACCGUUGGCAAGGCAGACAAUCUUACGGAACUCCUCGAACUCAUGCUUCAGGAUCCUAUAAUAAGAAGCAAUUUGAACAACGAAAGGAGGCGGAUAUCCGUGCUUAUGUGAUCCCAGCAAUGACAGGCAAUCCCUGGAAACACCUGGAGGAACAACGAAGCGCCGAAGGUAGUUCAGCGUGA